CCCUGGUCAAGCUCAGAGCUCCCCUGGUCUUCCCCACUGUAAGACUCGUCGCGUAGGAUUGAAAUUGUCGCUGUCAGGACGCUUGAAGGUGGAAAGGGAAUAAAUUAAUUAAUUUGUGCGAAAAAAUAAAUUAAGUGAUUAAGCAUAACAUCAGACCAAGAUGUCUGAAUUAACAGCGGCAACACCCUUGGGGACGGUGUCUUCUGGACACGCCGAAGAGAAGAAACCUUUGAAACCAUGUUGUGCGUGUCCUGAGACCAAAAAAGUCAGGGAUACCUGUAUUAUUGAGAAAGGGGAGGAGAACUGCAAACACUUAAUUGAAGCUCACAAAGAAUGUAUGAGGGCAUUGGGAUUUAAGAUCUGACGAGGCAGCACUUGUGAGGUGUGUGGAUUGUGUCUGGAAUUAAUUUAAGUGUGCGACACUGCCUGUUUGGAGGUGAAUGAAGAUAAGCUCUAUGUGGACAUAUUAUUAUACCAAUGAAUUGGUACAACAAAACCUGAAACCGAAAACACCUAUCAGUAAUUUAUUUUUACAAAAAAAAAGUCAGAUUGUUAUUAUAUCUUCUGUUCCAUACCCUGAGUUACCUACAGCCAGAGGUACAUGCAAAUUUGUAUGAUCCACUAUUUAAUAAAAGUUUUCUAAAAUGUCA
Messenger RNA from Amblyraja radiata (thorny skate), 650 nucleotides. RefSeq names its product cytochrome c oxidase copper chaperone COX17 (gene cox17). The coding region runs from base 161 to 364 and encodes 67 amino acids. Gene Ontology annotation, molecular function: copper ion binding; copper chaperone activity. Gene Ontology annotation, biological process: mitochondrial respiratory chain complex IV assembly. The transcript has 3 exons. The record is from RefSeq and is a predicted model, not a curated record. Lineage: Eukaryota; Metazoa; Chordata; Chondrichthyes; Rajiformes; Rajidae. Gene Ontology annotation, cellular component: mitochondrial intermembrane space.